GAUGAGGCUAAAUAAACCAUGUGGGUGGUGUAAAUCUCAUAUGGACUGUGUGACUGUAAGAGGAGGAGAGACGAUCUGGGAGGCAGAAGAGAGACUGUCUAAAAAUAAACUGACAACCAGCAGCAGCAGAAAAACCUCAAUACAUAUCAACAGGGGAAAAAGACCUCUCUUUCACCCUGUUUGAAUCUUUCUCUGCUCCGUUUCUGUGUCCUCAUUAAGUGAGGAGAGGAGGUCAUGUCCCAGUCUGGAAAAGUUCUUCAUCUGUUUGUGGAAGUGAGGUCUGCCCCAGAUCAGAAAGGAGUGAAGGAAGGAGGGAUUACUCACAAUAUUCCAGCUGAAGACGGUCCUGCAGAACACCUCACCCAGGAAGGGAGCCAGACUGCACCAGGAGGGACUCCCUCAGGUCCACAACGAGUUCAGGACCAGAAUCACAGAUCAUCUCAAAACGCUGUUAACUUUCAGCUCCAAACAGCCAGCAGCUCACCUGCAGUUACCAAACGUUGGAGCUCACCUCUCUACUCAUCCCCGUACUCCAGAAGUAUCGGCGUCCCCUACACUCCUCCCGAUGGCCAGCGAUCUGUGGUCAGCUUCAGUUAUGUUGAAAAGUCCAACGUAAAGACAGUGGAGAGUUCAGGUAAUUCCAUGUGCGAGAGACAAGCGAGCGAUGAGCAAUCCACCCCAUCCCAAUUUCAAAAGCGCCUCAGUGACCAAUUAUGGUUUGAAAGCCCCGGUUCCUCGUGCAGCUCGAGCCCAAAACAGAGUUUCCGAUCCCCAAAUAGUCACCAGCAGACAUUUUCCCAUGGUCUUCGACAGCUGCGCUUGGAUCCCAUUGGAAGAGCAGCAACGCAGAGAGCCGUGGAAGAGUUUGGUUCUCCCUUACUGAGGAUUAAACUAGCCCACGCACUCGAGCAAGCUUCUUCCUCACACUACAACCAGCAGCAGCGCUGCCAUUCCUGGGCCGGGUCUCCUGUCCAGCAUCAGAAGAUCAGCGCGAAUCCCAGAGAUGUCACAGAUACCAGCGAGAGGAUUCAUGGAUUGCAGAACCUCCCUGGAUCAGACCAUCCCUCCUCCAUUUCUAGAAAGUCCUUAGAGUCAAGGUUUUCUGCCGACCUUCGUUGCCCUCUUCAGAGUUCAGGAGAGCAUGGGACUGUGGCACAAAGUCCAGCUAUCAAAAGACACAAAGAAACUCCUCUGCAGGGAUUAAACCUCCAACCAGGCAAUAAGGGAGAUGAAGGUUUGAACCAGUUAAGUGGCAGCAAAUCUUCAUCUCCAGCUCAUAGUCCUGAGGUUGCCCGUAGGCUAGCAGAGGAGGCUUCCAAGGUAUCUUCAAUGUUCACAGAGGCCAGGAGGUCUUCUUUGCACAACCCAUCAGGCAUGAGCAGCUCACACCUUGGAGAGUCUUCUCCAAAUGCACAGCACUUUAAGCAAAUGCUGAAGAUGAACAUCCCUUUAAAUGAUCAACACAUGCCAGCAACUGAAAACAUAGUGUCUCACCAGCCGGAAAGCUCCAACACGCAUCAUGGCACACAUCAGGAGGACCGGAUUCAGAAGACCCAGCCUCAGAGCUCAGUUUUAUCCGCACAUCAGAACUCCCCCGCCCUCCCCUCAAGGGUCCUCCGUCCUUCUCAUCCUCCUACUGAGAUCGGCUCUCCCAUCAGAGACCCUCGGCUUUCUCAAGCUGAACUCCGUGCACCAGACAGCCCCACCCUGCAUCGCUGCCAGCCUCCUCAGUACACCGGAGACUCCUGGUCCCCAAGUCUGGACAAAAGAGGAGACCUGACAUGUUUCGAGAAAGGAGACUGCAUAGAGCUUUCACGUAGGCUCUUCAUUAAUCAAAGCGUUGAAGAGGGACCGGUCAGCUGGACAUCCAGACAGCAGUCCAGGAACCAGUUAGAGAACUGCUCCAAGUCUGGGUUUGAGUCCAGCAGUCAACAGCAAACCAGUCGACCGAGGCGGGCUCUCAGCCCCACGGCCCAGCAGAAACGAGCAGAGCAGAGGAGGAGAGAGAUUCUUCUGUUAGGACCUGUGGUGCUGGAUUCUGAAGACGAAGAUGGGAGCUGCGAUGAAGAAGUGCGUGGUGAAGAGGAGCAAGGACACGAACAAAGGAGGGCAGGAGAAUCUCCAGAGGUGGAGCAGAAUGGAGCAAUGACUGGUUCUUCCUCUCGAAGCUCCAGCGGUGUGACGGGGAGCUUUGGGGACAGAGAAUGUUUGUCUCCAGAAUCCAGUCAAUCCAGUCACCAGAGCAAUGAGACUGGAGCCGCAACUUCAGGGAUUCAGACGGACAGUGGGAGUGCAGGUCCAGUUCCUUCAUUGCACUGUCAGAAGAUUGCUCGAGCUAAAUGGGAGUUCCUGUUUGGGACGUCUACAGAUGACCCUGCUGGCAAAAGAGAUAAAAAUUUCUUAGAAGCCCUCACGGCUCCUCCCAGUGGUAAUUCCAGUGAGUCUCCCACCCCGACUCCUCCAUCCUCCCUGCCUUUGCUGUCAGCCAAUCACGACGUUCAGCACGUGGAGGUAGAGCUGGUGACUCCUCCCCCAGCAAUCAUUGGGACGUCCCCCAAAACAGGCAUCAUCCGCCGGACUCUGAAGUAUUCUGAAACUGACCUAGAUGCCAUCCCGCUCCGGUGCUACCGCGAGACGGACAUCGAUGAGGUGUUGCUGGCUGAGCAGGACGACGGCGACUCCGCCUUUGGUAGCAACCGCAGUGUGCAAGGGACAUCUGGCACAGGGAGCAGUCCUCUGAGGGGGCUGGCUUAUGGGAGGACAGGUGUGGAGGAGGAAGAGGAAGGAGAAGGGGAAAGCAAUGAUGAAGAUGAUGAUGAUGAGGAGGAGGAAGUGGUGAGCUGGGCGAGUGUGAGGAUGCAAGGGGACAGCAGAAAGCAACGGUAUGCUGCUGAAGAGGAUCCAGAGGUGUUUGGACACCUUCUGAUAAGACCAAUGGAGACGUUUUUCGACAACCACAACCCGGCCCUCAAGUCCCCUAUCUUGGUCUCUGGGCCCCGCUGUGCCACUGAGGACACCUUCAGCAGCCACUUUGAGAACAUCAUGGAGUCUCAUCGAGCCAAAGGAACUUCCUACAACAGCCUGGACAGCGAGGAGCUACUGACCUCCAGCACACAAACCGUCCUUAGCUUUGAUCUGCCUACACUGACCCCUGCCAUCCACGGGCCGGUGUGCCAGAGCACCCGUCAGAUCGUGCAGCUCAGCUUUGCUCCAUUGGCACACCACGAGAGGCCCAGUUUUUCUGAUUCCAUCUUUACAAUGACGGGGGACUCGGACGCCACGCGAGCUCCCUCCAGUGAGAGGCUAAGCAGCGGCUCAGAUGACGUGAUGCCAAGAGGGCGAGACUAUACACACCUGGGGAGCAGCUGGUACAUCAACCCAUCUUUCUCUUUGUCCAGCAGGGAGAAGGGCCGUCUGGCGACAGACUCAGAGCUGGACCAGAACCUCAGUGACCGGCUGGGUCUGGGAAGCAGUGACACCUUGACCAACGGCAGCCACCGUGGAGAUGUGGCAGCUGCCAAACGUCUUGCCAAGCGUCUCUUUCACUUGGAUGGAUUCAGGAAAUCUGAUGUGUCACGCCACCUCAGCAAGAACAAUGACUUCAGCCGUAUGGUUGCAGAAGAGUAUCUAAGUUUCUUCAGUUUCACCGGCCUAACUCUCGACCAAGCACUGCGGACUUUCCUCAGGCAGUUUGCUCUGAUGGGAGAGACUCAGGAGAGGGAGAGGGUGCUGUCUCACUUUUCCAGGCGCUACUUGGAGUGCAACCCAAAAGCCCUGCCAUCUGAGGAUGCAGCUCAUACCCUCACCUGUGCUCUGAUGCUGCUGAACACAGAUCUAUAUGGUCAGAAUAUUGGCAAGAGAAUGUCGUGCACGCAGUUUAUUAGCAACCUGGAAGGACUGAAUGAUGGCCAAGAUUUUCCCAAAGAUCUGCUCAAAGCGCUCUACAACUCUAUCAAGAAUCAGAAGCUGCAGUGGACAGUAGAUGAGGAAGAGCUCCGGAAGUCAUUUUCAGAGCUGGGGGACAGCCUAGUAGACUCCGACGCCUCCAAGCCAAUGAAGAGGGUUGGUAGCAGUGGGAAACCCCUGUCAGAGCAUACGGAGCCAACAGGAAUGCUGCUGUACAAGAACGGAUUCUUGGUCCGGAAGGUCCAUGCCGACCCAGACGGAAAGAGAACACCAAGAGGGAGGAGAGGCUGGAAGACUUUCUAUGCCAUCCUCAAAGGACUAAUUCUCUAUCUCCAAAAAGGGGAGUACCGACCUGAUAAGCAGCUCUCGGAUGAAGACCUGAAAAAUGCUGUGUCUAUUCAUCACUCUCUAGCAAUGAAGGCGUCAGACUACAGCAAGAGACCCAACGUCUUCUACCUGCGGACUGCUGACUGGAGAGUAUAUCUCUUCCAGGCACCGAACGCUGAGCAGAUGCAGUCUUGGAUCACGCGUAUAAACACAGUGGCCGCCAUGUUUUCAUCUCCUCCCUUCCCAGCAGCUAUCGGAUCCCAGAAGAAGUUCAGCCGACCGCUGCUGCCAGGAACUAUGUCAAAACAUUCUGAGGAGGAACAGAUCAGAUCUCAUGAAGCCCGGUUUAGAGCCAUCUCCACUGAGCUCGCCGAGCUGCGCUCUUUUCCUCCUGACCGUAAAGUUAAAGGCCGGGAGCUGGAAGAGUACCGCUUGCGAGACGAGUAUCUGGACUUUGAGAAAACACGAUAUGGGACAUACAUCAUGUUGCUGCGGGCCAAGAUCCGAAGUCAUGAGGAUGAUCUAUCGGUGUUUGAGUCCCUGCUCCUUGAGGACAGCAGCCUGCAGAGGGCGCACUCCAGCCCUACGCUGCAGGACAGCAGCCAAGCCAGUCAGGCCAGCAGCAGCAGGGGAAAUAGCAGCAAAGCCAGUGCCUGCAGCAGCAAACCUCGACAGGAAGGCCAGAGACACAGCUACAGACAAGCUGUCAAGAAGUGAAGCCCGACAAGGGGCGCCGGGAGCGGCAUGUUGUCGUACCACCAGCGGCAGGCUGUCUCCCAGCGAAGGCUUUUAAUUUCAGAUCCAGGAGGGUUUUGGAGCUCUGCUUGAAGGGGGAGCAGGGGUGAGGGUCUUACUCCACACCCGUCCACAACCAUGACGCCCCACACGACGCCCCAGUCUUCUCGUGUUACCAAGGAGGUACAGAUCCAGCAGGGAGGAUGGUGCAGGAGGUGGGGGGGAACAGCUGUGAGGUCAGCGAUGUGCAGAGAGGAGGUGUCUUUGAGAACCAAUGCUGGAUGCAGCAGCAUCAGACAGAACAGUUCCUUAAAAAGGCUGCUUCCAGGUCAAAUGGGACACCACAGGGACCUACAUCCAGCAUCCUUUCUUUUCUCCCCCUUUACUUCUUUCAGGGCACCUCUUCAGCUACAUCCUCACAAGGUUUUUUUCUUAAAUCUUUCACUCUGUUAGGGACCAAACAUGUUUACGCACUUUUUCGUCACAUGAUUGAUUUUAGUCGAACUGACUCCGCCACUCUGACAAGAUGCGCUGUAAUCGACUUUUAUAACACCACCAAGUUUUUGGAGCCUCUACAUUCCAGCUCCUUCUUUCUGCUAAUGUCACAUCCUCUCAGUGUCGUUCACAUUCCACACAAGAGUUGAGAAUCACAGCUUUCAGCUCCAAUAAGGGCGGUGUGAGGUUAUUUUGGUGUUGCUACAGCGUGCACCAUGACUAGAUGACUCGGUUGCUGCUUCUCUCUGGCCAGAUAGAGCCAAAUCUGCAGAAGUUCCCAGUGCUUCUGCCAAGCAGCUAAAAAACUGCAUCUCUUUUUUUUGCUCUACUUGAACAAUUUUUUUUCCUGUUUUCUUUUGCUUCUUGCCGUGAUGUGCUUCUGUUCUCUUUCUUGGGCAAAUGUUUUUAUUUUUCUUUAUCCUGCUGUGAUAUGCAUGCCUGCAUCCAGCACAGCUUGUCUUAGGGCUUUUACUACUUAGACUAGAGACAAAAAAAGAAACAAGAGCGUCCAAAUUUCUCUCUGGGGUUGUUGAUUCACUCCUGCCUGUGCUAUACCUAACUGGUGUAACCUCCUAUGUAUACCGCUCAUUUUUAAGCCGACACUCACCUGGCAGGCUCCGAAUGUUGAUAUUUUUAAAGUAUUU
Messenger RNA from Cyprinodon variegatus (sheepshead minnow), 6107 nucleotides. RefSeq names its product PH and SEC7 domain-containing protein 1-like. The transcript is spliced from 17 exons. Gene Ontology annotation, biological process: regulation of ARF protein signal transduction. The record is from RefSeq and is a predicted model, not a curated record. Gene Ontology annotation, molecular function: protein binding; phospholipid binding; guanyl-nucleotide exchange factor activity. Bases 235 to 4950 code for a protein of 1571 amino acids. Lineage: Eukaryota; Metazoa; Chordata; Actinopteri; Cyprinodontiformes; Cyprinodontidae.